AUGUGGUGCAGAGACAGAAAUACUCUCCAGAGUCAAUCUAUGCUAUGCCUAGGCAAACAGAUUUUUGGCAUACCUCCCUUUUUGCCUGAGACUGAACAAAAGAAGCCAGGUGAAAGUCCUCCAGGAUGUCACGGGCCAAGACCUCCUACCUAUUUAAUGGAUGUGGCAGAGAGAAAUGUCACACAAUCGUCAUGUGAGUCUGAUCUGAAAGCUAAUGCUCAGCUUUCCUUACCCCCACUGCAUAGUCUUGCAAGUCAAUUAGCGAGGUUGGACAAACAAACAUCUCUGCAUGAAUGCCCUGUUGCGGUGUCCACGAACUUGCCUGUUCUAGAACCAACCCAUUUUCCUGUGAAACCUCUAGUUGGACAGAACAAGUCAGCUGGACAUUUCUUCUUGCCAGAAGCUGACGAGAAGACAUCAGUUUUAGAUGAAAGACCUCUGGGGCAUCGAGGGUCCAGACCUACUAACCAUUUAAUGGUCAUUGCAAAGAGAAAGGUCAAUGACCCUUUAUAUGAGACUGAUCGGAAAACUACCGCUCACCUCUCCUUUCCCCGGCUAACCAGUUUUGCAAGUCGACCAGCGAGGGUGGACAGACUUACGUCUCUGCAUGAAUGCCCUGUUGCUGUGUCCACGAGCUUGCCUGUUUUAGAACCAACCCAUUUUCCUGUGAAACCUCUAGUUGGACAGAACAAGUCAGCUGGACAUUUCUUCUUGCCAGAAGCUGAAGAGAAGACAUCAGUUUCAGAUGAAAGACCUCUGGGGCGUCGAGGGUCCAGACCUACUAACCAUUUAAUGGGCAUGGCAAAGAGAAAUGUCAAUGAACCUUUAUAUGAGUCUGAUUGGAAAACUACCGCUCACCUCUCCUUACCCCGGCUGCCCAGUUUUGCAAGUCGCCCAGUGAAGGUGGACAAACGUAGGCCUACGUCUCUGCUUGAACACCCUGUUGCUGUGUCCACAAAAAUGACUGUUCUGGAACCAGCCUGUGUUCCUGUGAAGCCACUUGCUGGCCCACAGAAAAGAUGCAGUGUUGUUGAGGCAAGGAAUCUCACGUCUUUUCAGGGUACAUUUGACGAUGAGGAUGUCAAGAUGAAGAGGGCUCAGCCACCAAAAGGAUUCCCCUGUUUGGCAGUAGAUUGA
This is a messenger RNA of Sinocyclocheilus anshuiensis, 1137 nucleotides long. RefSeq lists its product as uncharacterized. The record is from RefSeq and is a predicted model, not a curated record. NCBI's taxonomy places the organism in Eukaryota, Metazoa, Chordata, Actinopteri, Cypriniformes, Cyprinidae. The transcript has 2 exons. The coding region runs from base 1 to 1137 and encodes 378 amino acids.